UAUAAAUGUAAAAGGUAUUAUCUGUCAGUUUCUCAGUGAAGAGCUAUAUUAACAUUUAAUAAUCCCGACUAUAUUAAAUUCUAUUCUCAAUUUCUAUAAUCUCGUUCAUACUGAAUUAAUGAAAUAACUUUUGUCCUCUUAAGGUUCGCUAAUUGACUGUCAACUUUGAAAUUGCUAUAGUUUUGUGGGUACAAUGCAAUAUCCCUCUGACGAAUCUUACACUCGGCUCAUAAGCCAUAAUAUGACAGUCCCACAAAGAAUAAAGGCAACGGGAGAUAUUGGCGAUGAAGAUAGUGCUCCAAAUGGAUUGGUUACUGGAUGGGAUUAUGCCAAUGAGAAAUUUGAUAUGAAAGUACCAGAGAGAAUACUUGUUGUUGGCCAGGACCAACAUAUAGGAACAAAAGCUACACCCCGAGAGAUUCAAUUGGACAAUGCAGUUUUGCCGAAUGAUCCUGGCAUGGUUCGCGUGAGCACACCACCUCGCGUUAUCACUCUUGAUCAACAUUACUUUCCAUCAGCUGAUGAUUAUCCUAUUGAUGUGCCAAACUCUCCACCAAAAAAUGUUCGAACUAUACAUGCUGUAGGCGGUAGAGUACAAGCUGUAACACCAAUUCCUGACCAUUUUAAUGAAUCAACCAUGACUGAAUCACGUCUCGUGCUAAGAGAUCCAACACCACCAAUGGGCAAUGGCGAAGGGCUUUCCACUUCAGAGGAACUAGUACAUUUACGAAGACAAAUCGUCAAAUUAAAUCGACGUGUAAUGUCUAUUGAAGCUGAACAAUUGCAGCGACAACAGAAAGAAAAAAUUGCUUAUGCAAUAAGUAUUGCUUACUUAUUGUUUAAAGUAAUUGCUUGGUUAAAUAGGUCUUAAAUAGAGAAAGAGAAAAGUUUGUCACAUUAGAAUGAAGUUUUGAUUUAUUGUUGACUUCAUAAAAUAUACCCAUUUGUGACCACAGUAAGUGGUACAUUAUAGUGUUGCCUUUACUUAUUAUAGUGUGUACAAGUUGGAAGUGUUAAUUAUUAUUCAAUUUUCAAUCAUUUUAGAUUAUAGGAACAUUCUUUUAUAACAAAUGAUUUUAUGACCAUCUGUUUACCUAAUUUCUUGUAAAGUGUAACAGUCAGUUGUUUGUAUAUACUAUAAUUCUCUUUGCAUAUACUUUAAUGAAUUGUUAAAAAUACUUUUUACUCUUCUUUAAAGUUGAUUCAAUAGGUGUUUUUUUU
Messenger RNA from Nymphalis io (European peacock), 1221 nucleotides. RefSeq names its product transport and Golgi organization protein 11 (gene Tango11). The transcript has 5 exons. Bases 194 to 871 code for a protein of 225 amino acids. NCBI's taxonomy places the organism in Eukaryota, Metazoa, Arthropoda, Insecta, Lepidoptera, Nymphalidae. The record is from RefSeq and is a predicted model, not a curated record.